Molecule: messenger RNA, 5484 nt
Organism: Tuber aestivum (summer truffle)
Lineage: Eukaryota; Fungi; Ascomycota; Pezizomycetes; Pezizales; Tuberaceae
Source: the annotation of a GenBank genome assembly
GCCCUCUCCCCCCCCCACUACUGCCGCUGCCACUACCACCGCCUCAACCACUUGCUUGCGGUUUCAUCAUUUUCAAACCUUUUAUCUCCCUUCACACUUUCAAAGGAGCUUUGCUAUUUCGUCCUCAACUAUAUCGGACACUCUCGAACUUGCUCAUCUUUCACCUGCCUUCUUCAAACCCUGCGCUCCCGACGGCAAGCCUGCCUCCUUUAGCCUCGCAUUGUACAUCAUGUCUCGAGUACAGCAAGAUACAUUCAUCGACGAUACAGAGGAGUUCUGGUAAAUUGCCUUUUCCCCAGCCUCUCCUUCAUUCUUGCUUUUGCUGCUGUUUCCCCCUUGCUAACGAAUUUUUUUUCACCUUCCGUCAAUGUUAGUCCUCUGUGUGUUGAGGAGUUCGAUAUUCAAGAUAGGAAUUUCAGGCCUUGCCCUUGUGGCUAUCAGGUGGGUUAUAUCCUCAAUCGGCCGCCUACUGAGAGCUGCUGACAUCGGCGUUUAGAUCUGCCAGUUCUGUUAUAACAACAUCAAGAAUAAUUUGAAAAAUUUGUGUCCCGCUUGUAGACGCCCGUACGAUGAGAAAACCAUAGAAUGGAAAGGGAUCUCCGCCGAAGAGUGAGUUAUCCAACAUCUCCCCCCUACUACUUCAUUCCCCUGAUGGUGCCUUACCUCACGGACCCUUUAUCAAGGAAUUCUGGUUAUUAUGGAAGGGCUGACUUUUGAUGUCUUUUCCUUGUUUUAUUGAUAUAGGAUGAGAGCCGACCAGAACAAGAAGAAUCGUCAGCAGAAUGAGAAACGUAAGCUCGAGGCUCAGAAACGUGAGAUCGAUGCUCUUAACCGCAAACACCUUUCCGGUCUUCGUGUUAUUCAGAAAAAUUUGGUCUACGUGACUGGUCUCAACCCCCGCAUACCUGAGGAGGAUCUACUUCAGACUCUUAGAGGAAAGAGCUAUUUCGGGCAAUAUGGGAAAAUUAUCAAGAUUGUGGUCAACAAAAGGACCACUGCACAGGAUAGAUCCGGCAAUGGGUACCAAGGCAGUGGGGGAGCUCAGGGCCUCGGGGUGUACGUUACUUUUGCGAAAAAGGAGGACGCGGAAGUCUGCAUUGAAGCUGUCGACGGUAGUCAGAAUGGCGAUAGAACCUUGAGGUAUUCUGAUUGGCGUUGGUUUCACUUGUUUCCGUGUGGAUGCUAAUUUGAAAACAGGGCUACCUAUGGGACAACGAAAUAUUGCUCUGCCUAUCUUCGUAAUGAGGCUUGCCCGAACAAAAACUGUAUGUUUCUUCAUGAACCCGGAGAGGAGGCGGAUUCCUACGAUCGACAGCAAAUGUCUACCUUUACUGUUCGCCAGCAGGAGGGGGCCCCAUCUCAGGCGCCCCCACCUCAUCACCAGCCUCCUAUCACUGCCGUACCCCCCUCUCAUCCAGCCCAUCCACCGCCUACCCAGCAGCAGCAGAGUGCACAGAUGGCCCGGGUUAAUUCACAUCAGGGUGGAUCGUCAAGUGUGGGUGAUAAUGGAGAGUCUUCUGCAUUACCAUCUACAGCAAACUGGGCGAAGAACCCCCCCACACCCGCUGUCAGGUCUGUGGCUCCUGUAAUACAACCGCAAGGCUCUGCUAUAUUAUCCAAAGGGUCAACUCCAAGCCCACGCAGUGUACCCGCUGCCCCAAUGGUACAGACACAGAGCCAAGAAAGUGGCAAGAGUGGAUCAAGUCUCGGAAAGCCGCCGGCAUCGACUGGAUCAGGAGCCAGUUCGGGUCCUGGUCCUGUUGGCAAGCCACCCGGCGGACUGGUGACCAACAAUCAAGCUUCCACUCAAGCGUCAGAGGCCUCCUCGUCAUCUGCCCAGGAUUCUGCAGUUAAGGCUCUUCGUUCUCCCACCAAACCGAGCCAACCGGAGCUUCCAAUUCCGGUUCAGGAACAUUUGCAGCGUCUCGAAAACUGCCUACGAGCUGUUUCCAAUCCAAAAUUCCGCUUUGUGUUUUCAACGGAGGGUAUGACUGAGGGAGACAUUGCCGAUCUGGAGAAGAUGCCUCCCAUGUUUGAUCGUCAUGGAGGGAGGCGUCGGAGGGAGAAUGCUGAGCGUCUGAGAGCUCAACAACAACAGCAACAGCAGCAGCAGCAGCAGCACGAGGAGGCAGAGAGUGAUAUACCACAGCCACAGCCCCCCGUUGAUACAAUGGCAGCUGCUCCUGGGCUGGUGUCACUAAAUAUGGCGGGGAGAGGAAACACUCCUUCCCAGCGAGAUCUGCUGAAGGAAGUUGCGGCAAGUCAUCCCCAGCAACAGCCUCUUGGAGCUUUCCAGCAACAGGAAAACCUUCAUCAACAGGCUAUGAGGGUGCUCACUCCUGGCGGUAUCUUGCAUCCGCAGCAGCAGCAACAGCAGCAGCAACAGAUUCAACAGUCGUUCAGUCCCUUUGGCGCUAUGGGAAAUCCCCAACAACAGCAGCAGCAGACGCAUGGCGGGUCGUUGCAUGCCAGACAAACUUCCAGGUACAAUUUUGCCAAUGACAAUCCGGCCGCGGCAUCUACCUCUGUCAAUCCUCGUGGAAACAUUGCUCAUAUGACCGAACAACUUCGUAUGAUGCCACAGCAGGCUCAGCAGCAGCAGCAGCAGCAGCAACAACAACUGCACAACCAACAGCAGCUUGCCGCCCACUUUUACGGGGCUGGUGGCGCACCGGGUCUUAGUGGUGGUGGUAUGCUUGGAGGUACUGUACAGCAGCCACCUCCAGGGCUGAAGAGUGCACCCACCCCACCGGCUCCAGGCAUGAGUGGUAUUCCUAUGGGUGGCCUUCAUACUGUCAGUGGCCAAUUUUCGGGACUAGGACUUGGUCACCAUAAUAAAUCUGAGAGCUCAGAUGCGCUUCUUAGAGAAUUGAUGAGGGGCAAUGGAGCUGGUGCGUUAGGGAAUGCUAGCCUGGGUGGAAGAGCCGGGGAUGGCAAACGUAUGAAUGUUGAUUCGUAUUGGGGAGGGGGGAGUGCUAAGCCAAAUCCAGUGGGAGACUUGGCGGAUCCUAGCAUCCUGCAAGUUCGGAUGGCCCAACAGCAGCAGCAACAGCAGCAGCAACAGCCUCAGCAACAAAUGCAGCAUCACCAAGGUGGGAUCCAGGCUAGCCAGCAAGGUGCGUAUAAUCCGAACAUGUACUAUGGUAGAUGGUAGGUUGGCAAGCGGGCUGAGGCGACGAAUUUCCAUUUCAUACAAGUGUCUGCAUUAUCUUCGCACAUGGCAGCGGGCAAGCAGUAGGGCAACGGUACAAAUUUCUAUUUUUUGUCAAGGCGUUUAAUGUUGGGAAAUGGGGGGCCUUAUUUGGUAUUUCUUACUUCAUCCUGUUCUGGUUCCCGCUGUCUGAUUUGAAUUUCAUUUUUUUGUCACGUCUCAUCUGGUUGCUCUAAUUUUAUGGGAUAUGUUAUUUUUGUGGCACAAAUCUUCGAGGAUGAAGAGCUAAAGGAGUGCAAAGUGGGGAAAGUGUCCAUUCAGUUUUAAAAAAAAUCCACACUAUCCCUGGCGCGAACGAGUUUGUGCCUCUCGAGUGUCUUGUCAUCAGCGCUGUUUAUAACUUGCUUUACUUGUCCUGCACUCAAAAUGGCGCACUUGUGACGUUUUUUAUCCCUUUUUUUUUCUUUUUUUCUUUGCAGCAGUAUCUAGACUCACCCCCGGCGAUUUGUAUGUGCUUGCGAGUUAAUGUCAAAAGAGUAGUCUGCUGCCCUGCCUCGUGUGCGAAUGAUUAAUGAAAAGACAAGACGACUUGGGCAUGGAAAAUCUGACCCGGUUCCGGAAUGCCUACCGCCAUCUACCAACACCCCUUAUUCCCUUCUAUUUGAUGAACUGAAGCUAAAUGGUUCUGCUUGAUGUUUAUCGUAGGUUCUGGAAUAACUUCCCAAGAACGCAAGCUUACACCCGGGAUGGUGGAUGAAGACGAAUUCCCGGCCCUGGCCCCAUCGACCAAGGAGAAUGUAGCAGCAUUGCCACCGAUAGCAAGCACGCUGAAAGCAAAGAAGCCACCGCUAGGGCCAAUUGGGAGGAAAAAGGAUGAAACCCUUGAGGCUACAAAGCCUGAGCCUACUCGCCCUGCGAAAGCUAAGGGAAAGCCAGUCUUGCCUUCAGUUAAUACUACUGCCGCUGCCGCAAGCUCCUCUGGACCCCACGCCAUUUCUCCUGCCACUGUGACGCCUAAUGCUAUCUCUUAUGAGGGGACGGCCCCGAUAUCUCCUGCGCCCCCGACCGCUGCAAGUAUUGCCAAGCAGGGUCCAAGGAUGAUUAGAAUCCUGUCUUCAAGCUCUGGUAUCCAGUCCCCAGCCAUCAAGACGCCUAUUGGAGGGGGGGUUGGGAUUGGCGAAAGUGAUACCGCUUCCAAUGGUGGAAGCAGUAGGCCUGUCAGUCCCCCGCCUAGUUCUCAGCAGUCUUCUAAAAAGGGCAAGACAAAGAGCGCGCUGAAGAAAGAGAGGGUUGCAGUGGCUAGGAAGGAAGCUGAGGAGAGAGAGAGGGAACGCGAGAGACUUGAGAGAGGAUCUGUGACACAGGCUCCCGUGGUGGGCAGGAUGAAGAAGAAGGGACGCAAGAAGGAUACUGUGAUUGACGGAGGAGAUUCUGUCGCAGGUGGAAGCUGCGCUGAUGGAGAGAAGGAUGAAGAGAAGGAUGAAGAGAAGGAGGAAGAGAAGGAGGAAGAGAAGGAGGAAGAAAAGGAGGAAGAAAAGGAGGAAGAGAAGGAGGAAGAGAAGGAGAAGGAGAAGGAGGAGGAGGCUUCCAGCGCUCCUGCUCCUCAGGCAGUUGUUGCUCCUGUUACUGUAUCUCUUCCUUCCCCUGUCAAAGAACCUACUGCUACCACUAGUGUCCCAUCUCCUACUAAAACCAAUACGCCGACUCCCGUGCCGACUCCCACCCCUUCCCCCGCAGCGACCCCAGCACCCACCACUACUCCCUCUGCAUCUGGCGCGCCUGCUGGCUCAGCAAUCGAGCAAGAUGGAAAGCAGCAAUCCACAAAAACUACAGCUCAGCUCCUGGCCCAAUUCCAAGAGGCGGCGCAAAUGAAAUUCUCCAAACUCGACAUGUUUAAACCCCUCACAACCCUGAAAUGGGAGCACUACAUAACCUCCGAAGAAAUGCAACUAAUCAAGGCCGCCGUAGCAGAAAACAACAACAGCCAGCCAAUCCUGAUGGUCGAGCCCGGCUGCCAUCCAUACCAGUACCCGAUCCGCGGUGGGGGUGUCGUGAACAUUAGUCUCGUCGCCACCCCAACCGGCCUCCAGAUGACGGGCCUCAGCUCCGAGCAGCAGGAGCGCUACCUCCGUCUGGAGGAGCGCCACGGGCGGAGCAAGGCGUGGAAAAAGUGGGCAGUUGAAGCGCUGGAUUUUGACGAGUGCGAUCGGGAGGUUCGCGGCGCUUCUGUCGAUGAGUUGGAGAAGAUUGUGUAUGCCUCAAGGAAGGAGGUGGAAGGGAUCGAGAAGAAGCUGGAGAAGUUGCUCAAAAGGAAUAAGAAGCUUAUUGGGCUU